This is a messenger RNA of Panicum virgatum (switchgrass), 1640 nucleotides long. RefSeq names its product UDP-glucosyltransferase UGT13248-like. The transcript has a single exon. The coding region runs from base 52 to 1452 and encodes 466 amino acids. Lineage: Eukaryota; Viridiplantae; Streptophyta; Magnoliopsida; Poales; Poaceae. The record is from RefSeq and is a predicted model, not a curated record. Gene Ontology annotation, molecular function: UDP-glycosyltransferase activity.
GCACUUCAGGAUUCCAAGCUAUCACCCACAGACAGCCACAUUACUAUAGCCAUGGCGGCGAGCUCGGACCAAACAAGCAUCAACGUCCUCCUCGUCCCGUUCCCGGUCCAGGGCCACAUCAACCCGCUGCUCCAGUUCGGCAAGCGGCUCGCCAGCCACGGAGGCGUCCGGUGCACCCUCGCGGCGACCCGCUUCGUCGCCAACUCCACCAGGCCGACCCCGAGCUCGGUGCACGUCGCCGUCUUCUCCGACGGCUGCGACGGCGGCGGGCCCGACGAGGUCGGGGGGAUGGGCGCCCCCUACUACGAGCGCCUCGAGUCGGCCGGGUCCGCGACGCUGGACGCGCUCCUCGCUUCGGAGUCGGAGCGGGGCCGGCCGGUGCACGUGGUGGUGUACGACGCGUUCCUGCCGUGGGCGCGGCGUGUGGGGAGGCGGUACGGUGCGGCGUGCGCGGCGUUCCUCACGCAGACGUGCGCCGUGGACAUCCUGUACGCGCACGCCUGGGCCGGCCGCGUGCCGCCGCCGCCGCUGCUGCGGGCGGAGGACGUGCGGGGCCUGGGCGGGCUGUCGUGCCGGCUCGAGGUGGGCGACCUGCCGACGUUCCUGACCGACGCUAGCUACCCCCCGUCGUUCAGGGAGCUGCUGGUGAACCAGUUCCUGGGGCUGGACGACGCCGAUCACGUGCUCGUCAACUCGUUCCACGACCUGGAACUGCAGGAAGCAGACUACAUGGCAUCUACGUGGAGAGCCAAGAUGGUGGGCCCCACCGUCCCGUCGGCGUUCCUCGACAACCGCCUCCCGGACGACGUGUCCUACGGCAUCCACCUCCACACUCCGGUGACUGCGGAAUGCAAGGCGUGGCUGGACGCCCAGCUGCCACGGUCUGUUCUGUACGUCUCCUUCGGUAGCAUGGCCUCCCUGGGUCCUGACCAGAUGAACGAGCUAGCCGAGGGCCUCUACGGCAGCGGCAAACCCUUCCUGUGGGUGGUCCGGGCCACCGAGACCGCCAAGCUGCCCGAGGGCUUCGCCGACAAGGCCAAGGCCAGGGGGCUCAUAGUGUCGUGGUGCCCGCAGCUGGAGGUUCUAGCGCACCCGUCCGUCGGCUGCUUCAUGACGCACUGCGGCUGGAACUCGACGGUGGAGGCGCUGAGCGCGGGCGUGCCCAUGGUGGCGAUGCCGAACUGGUCGGACCAGACGACGAACGCCAAGUACAUCCAGGACGUGUGGCGCGUCGGCGUGCGGGUGCGGCCGGACGCCCAAGGGGUGGUGAGGAGCGGGGAGGUGGAGCGGCGCGUGCGCGAGGUGAUGGAAGGGGAAAUGCGCGAGGAGUUUCGGAUGAGAGCUCUGGAGUGGAGUGAAAAGGCGAAGAAGUCCAUGAGCGAAGGCGGGACCUCGGAUAUCAACAUCUCGGAAUUCCUAUCAAGUUUUGGACGCAACACUACUCGUGUAUAACAACUCAUCAAGCAAACUGAUGGGUGAUGGACCGGAGCGCAUUCGCAUGUACUUGCAUCGUUACCUUUUCUUGUUGAGAUACGCAGCGCUCCCGUGUACUCUCUUCUGCAAAUAGAAAAAGGAGGUAUAUUGCACUGUUGCACACUCGAAUUAAUGAUCAAUACAUGGAUCAUUGCGUUUUGUGUGUA